CAACAUGGCGGCAACUUGACAGCGGGAUGAAGAGGCUCAGUGAGGGCUGCAAAAAGCAAAGAGCGGCUCCUUUGGCCAACAGCGAUGCCAGACGGCUUCACCAUGUCGGAAGGGGACAGCGGCCAUAGCCGAGCACGACCGAGGCGUCGGUGAGCGUUUGGCUAAGAAGCGCUUCCAGAAGGAGGAAGGAGGCAGCGGCCAUGGAGGAUGUGGCCCGGCCUUCCCAGCUUUCUCAUCCGGGUGGACAUUAAGGCGGCCCGGCCUUCCCAGCCUUGUCAUCCGGGCGGACAUUAAGGCAGGCCGGGAGCAGCCAGCAGCCAAGCGGAGUCCAAGUCCAUGAGUGCUGCGGCACAGGAGUCACGGUGGGGUCCCGAAAUAUGAGCAGCGGUGCUGGGACGUGUCGGCAGCAAGAUGACGACUGGCUAGAAGCUCUCCGCGACAACCACAAGCCUUUCACCGACUCUGAGAGGGCGCAGAGAUGGCGUCUGUCCGUGGCCUCCCUCCUCUUCCUCACCGUGCUGCUCUCCCAUCAGCUGUGGUUCUGCGCCGAGGCCAAGCUGGCCCGGAGCCGCGAUAAGUCCAGCCUGUCCCCGCAGACACGCUCCGCACGCCGCAGCCUCGCAGACGACAUUUUUGUCGGAAACUCCAGCCAACAUUUGUGGCUGCUAGAAAGUUGCCAGGCGGACUCCUGCUUGACUUUGGCCGACGCCGACCACCUGUGCAGGCUGCUGUCCCUGCGAGAGAUCAGCAUGAGCCGCUUGUACCUCUCCUUUUGUAACUCCUACUCGCUGCUGGACUUGUUCUACGGCUCCAGCAGUCCCGACCACCUCAACUGCAGCCUGGACGUGCUGGCCGACCGCGACACGAGCCGCUGCAGUCUGUGCGUGCAGGCCUACCAGCGCCUGGACCUGCACGCCCAGGAGAAGUACGACGACUUCGAGCUCCUCACUUGGAAGUACGAGCCGGCCUCGUAUUCGGUGCGGAGCUGCAUGAGCCACUGCAAGACAGCGUACAAGCCCUGGCUGUGUGCUCAGUAUUUCCACACAAGCCAGCAGUCAUGUCGGAGGAAGGUGUCAUGCCAGCAGUACUGUCUGGAGGUCCAACAGAGCUGUCCAUUCAUCCUGCCCGAUAACGAGGAUUUAAUCCACGGUGGCACCCCCAGUUUCAUCUGUACAGGAUUGUUGAGAGAGAAUGGGCCAGAGAGCAAAGCUGUGUGCUGUGACGUCCGAUGGGACUCCAACAUAAAUGGCCCCUCAGGCGAGGCCCAACAAAGGACUGCCUCCUCCUGCCAGCCCAAGGGAACCUCGGUCACCUCCAUCGCCAGCCCCAGACUGUGCAGUGGGCGGCUGAAGAUCUGCCUUCUGGUUCUGGUCCUUCUGCACACUGUCAUUAUUAUAUCAGCCUCCCAGAAUUCCACCAUCGCUGUCUCUUUUUCACUAGAGAAGACCACCUCCAAUGACGAUUGAACUUCGAUGAUAUUGUUUUUCACAAAUGAUGUUGGCAUCUAGGAAUUGUCUGCUGCCAACACAACAUCCAGCACAGGAAUUGGUAGGACUUGUUUGGUGGACAGGACCACUCCUCUAAAGUUCUGACCUCGUCCCACUUAAACCCUGCUCAUUGUUUCUAUUCCAUUCAUAGUUUUUGGAGAAUAUCAUCUCUCCUCCCUAUAUUUGCUUUCCUUUUGUCUAUUUUUCUCUAUUGUGGGUCUAGAUUACACUUCAAACUGGGCAUUGAUCAAGUCUUUACCAUUUUCAGCUUCUCUGCCGAGCCUUUUUGACUUGCUGCAUCCACAUGACUUCUCCUCCGUGCUACCUUGCAUUAUUCAUGUGGCUCUUCUUUCAACACACCUGAUUCUUGGAGAUUGUAAGGUUCAGCUCAUAGAUGUUUCCCUUCUCUCCCCCAAGCCCUUUGAUUAGACAUGUUUGGGCCUCAAGUGCAUACGUAAGGUUGAAUGUGCCUGCUAGUCUUAAAUUGACCUCACCAUAAAGCCAAAAGUGUAGGGGUCUCAUUUAUCAACUACAAUUGUUCUUUAUUAUGCUUAUUUUUAUACAACCAAAGUCUCACACACACAAUUAACUCUAUGUCUAUAUUUAGUACACAGAUUUCUCAGUACACCUGCGUUUCACCUUGUUAUUGGCUCCACCCCUUUUGCCUGCAGGGAUUGGGGCAACAUAUUUUGCUGUGUAGAAGAUGUUCUUAUAAGAAUAAUAUGAAUGAUACUUGUAGUCUGGCACUAUGGGCUCUAUUUUGGCAUGCACUUCAGUGAAAAAAGCUGCACAAAUGUGCAGAUUCUCCCCUUAGAUUUCAAUCUGUCACUGCACGACUUCAUCCAAGAUGUCAAUCUGUGUAGCACAACCUUAAAUGUGGCCCCCCCCAGUCCAAUAACUAAAAUGUGGGCCCCUCCAGUUCAAUAACGGUUUGCACAUAUUUCCCCCUUGACUUUUAUUCCUAUAUGUAUUUGAACUCACAUAUAUACUGUAUAUAUAUGUACACACACAGUAUUUAUAUAUAUAUAUAUAUAUAUAUAUUAGAGAUGCGCGGAUAGGCAAUUAUUUAAUCCGCAACCGCAUCACAAAAGUCGUCAACCAUCCGCCAUCCACCCGAACUAACAUUUAAUCAAAACCGCACCCGCCCGCCAUCCGCCACCCACCCGUUGUUAUUUAUCUGAUAUAGACGAUGCAAGGCAUUAGUGAGGUUGUAAAGCUUUUGCCUGUUAAAGAAAGGAGACUGAUCCAAUGUAGCAGAGACAUUCAAUGCGUGCCACGCUGUCACGGCCCAGACGCACACCAGUGCGCAAUCAUCUGGGAGCCGCGCUGAGCGCACCUCCAAGCGCGCUCGCGCCACUCAAACUGCUGCAGGCAGCUGCGUUCUAUCUUGUUUUAACAUCCUGUGGCACUCUUCUGGGAUCACGGCGGACGAAACUGCUCAUGCUCAGGGUGUUUGUGGAGGUUCGGGGUUUUGCACAAAUGUGAUGCACCAUGUUAGAUGUCCCGCUUUUGUGACUGUCGUAGACAUAAACAGCGUUGCAGCUCUUGCAAAUCACGUAGCCAGCAUUACUAUCAUCCUGAUUUACAACCUCAUAAAAACGAGUCCACGCUGAACUUUUCUGGCCUUUUUUUCCCCUUUUUUAGUUUGUCGCGUACCACGUUUGCUGCCGGCGUUGCCGUCUCUUUUGUUUUACUUCUUCUGUUGUGGCAUAUGCUGCAGGUGCCUGCUCGUUUUUCGUAUGUGGGUAACAACAUUUAACUAUGUAUAUAUAUUUACCAAUUGGUUUAACUGCCACCCGCCUGAAUCUAUUUAAAAUCUAAUUUUUUUUUAUUUCAACCGCCC
Molecule: messenger RNA, 3330 nt
Organism: Nerophis lumbriciformis (worm pipefish)
Lineage: Eukaryota; Metazoa; Chordata; Actinopteri; Syngnathiformes; Syngnathidae
Gene: nalf1a
Product: NALCN channel auxiliary factor 1a
Biological process (GO): calcium ion import across plasma membrane
Cellular component (GO): plasma membrane
Molecular function (GO): stretch-activated, monoatomic cation-selective, calcium channel activity
Source: RefSeq, a predicted model, not a curated record